This is a messenger RNA of Prorocentrum cordatum, 783 nucleotides long. NCBI's taxonomy places the organism in Eukaryota, Dinophyceae, Prorocentrales, Prorocentraceae. The record is from the annotation of a GenBank genome assembly.
AUGCCCAGCCGGAGGGAGAGCCUGGAGCUGGUCCAUGCCGGGCGGGUGCUGGAGCUUGACGAGUCCCAGUCGGAGGAGUCCGAGAGCACCGACGAGGAGGCGCCGUCGCGGCCGGCCUGGGUGUCGCUGCAGCCGGCUCUUGUUGCCAGCGCUGCGUUGUGCGUGCUGUUCGUGACGGUCCUGGCAGUGAGCGCAGGCUCAGGAGACGUGGAGGCAAGACUUGGGCGUCUGCGUGGCGCCGCUGGCGUGCCAAGCGGCAUGGUCAGCGCACCCGCUUCGUGGUCAAAGUCGGCAGCAGCGGCAGGCGGCGUCAUGACAGCGGGCUUGCUGAAGGUGUCUUUUGGCUGCGUCGGACACUGUUGCGGCGUGAUCUUCAAUACAUUCGGCAGCUGCGUAAAUUCUUGCUGGACUGGAGUCAUGAACUGCACAGGUUCGAUCUGCGGAGCUUUCAGCGGCCUUGUGGGGGCGUGCUGCAACGCAGUCGGAGCUUGCUUUGGCUCACUCUGCAACUCGCUGACUGCAUGCUUAAAAGGCUGCCCGCUCUGUGGAGACGCGCUAGCAGGCUGCAGUAAGGGAGCAAGCCAUUGCAUCGGGGGCAUCUAUGUCUCAAUCGGGAAGUGCUUCUCUUCAAUGUGGCAAGGUUUGUCGAGUUGCAUCCUCGGAAUCUGUGACAAGUGCGCUGGGUGCGUCGCCUCUAUGUACAACUCGAUCGUUGGCUGUUUCGCAUCUAUUUGGGGCAGUUUCGACAGAUGCUGUGCAUCUUGCUGCUCCUGCUGCUACUGA